Odocoileus virginianus texanus is the source of this 1660-nucleotide messenger RNA. The record is from RefSeq and is a predicted model, not a curated record. NCBI's taxonomy places the organism in Eukaryota, Metazoa, Chordata, Mammalia, Artiodactyla, Cervidae.
AUGAAGCGGCUGAUCCAGGGCGACAGAGCUUCCAGCACGGCCGUGGAGGGAGGGGCAGGGCUUGGAAGGGACAUUUCUUCGGAGGGGGGGUUGCUGUUUUACCCACCGGAUGACGCCCUGGCUGGGUGUCCCCCUGACGAUGGGUCAGCUGGCCGGGACACAGAGCAGCAUCACAGAGGGAGCCUAGCUCAGGCUGGAGCACCGGGGGAGGGGCCUAGUUUGCAGGUGCUGGAUCCUCCAGCACACCAGCUCCUCUCUCUCCUGCUCAUCCAGGAGCCUGACCCGCUCAGGGCUGUGACAGCGCUGUGCACCCUGACCCCCCGGGCGGCCAAGAAACGAUCAAGCGUGGGAGACAAGGAGGACCAGGCGCUGCCUCUGCCAGUACCCCAGGAGGACAGCUACAGGAGAAGGACGGACCUGGGACCACUAGAAGACUGGCAGAACCUCACCUCCAAAUGCCUGGAAAAACUCCAGCAGAGAAAGAAGACGUGGCUGACGGUGGGCAUCUCCUCGCGGCCCCGGCCUGGUCCGGAGCCCAGCGGCCUCCUGUACACGCUGCUCUCGCUCUUCCGCGCCACCUCGAAGGUGGAGCAGAAGCGUCUCACGGUGCUGGUCCACCUGGCAGGCGCCGACCCCGCCUGGCUCGGGGAGACCGUCCUGCACAUUUCCAGCCUCUUCAGCCCGCAGAUCCUGGCGGGGCAGCUGCUACUGAUCCAUGCCCCUCCAGACACCUACCCGCCCGCGGGCACCGGCCGGGAGCCCUGCUCCGAGCAGAACGUGGAUCACGCCUUCCUCAUGAGCUCUGCCUCGAAGCUCUCGGAAUUCUUCCUGCUGCUGGAGGACAACGCCUUCUGCGCCCCCAACUUCAUCAGCCACGUGCAGUGGAAGGUGGACACGCUGCGGUCUCAGCCCUGGGUCUUCCUGGAGUUCGCCAACCUGGGCGUCCUGGGCAAGCUCUUCCGCAACGGCGACCUGCCGACACUGGCCCACUUCCUGCUCCUCUUCUACCGGGAGAAGCCCCUCAACAGGCUGCUCGCCCACUUCCGCGUCCUCCUGGCCCAGAAGGACCCCAUCCUGUGCACACCUUUCCUCUUCUACCACAGGGCCACCUACUACCCCCUGAACGACAGGCAGGAGGCCUCGGGCGCAUACAGGAAGAGCCCCUACGCCCCUGACAACCCGCCAGCAGCCGCCUUCACCGACAUGAAGGUAUCUGAGGUCCACUUCCCCUGGGAGGCCUACACUCUGGACGAGUCCUUCUUCUGGACCCACAACGUGAGCGCCGGCAACCACCUGACCGUCAUCCUGAACCAGCCGGCCGACCUGAGGAGGGUGCAGGUGCUGACGGGCACCAUCGUGGAUGGCAAGUACGCUCUGGAGAAGGGGCAGGUGGAGCUGGGCUAUGGGCCUGAGGGCAUGCCGCAGCGCUGCUCCAGCUUCGUCCUGCUGGGCCGCCUCCUGGAGGGGCAGCUGGAUCAGGAGGUAGUGCCCCGGUCCAUGGGGUACCAGGUCAGCUGCGUGAGGCUGCUGGCGAACGCCAAUCAGACGGGCGGGCUCAUCGUCAGGCACAUUUACCUCUGGGAGGAGCAUGCCAGAGACGCGGGCCACUUGGGAUGAAGACAGACCAGGAAGGCAAUGAAACAUUAAAAUCUUGCAGUCA